Colias croceus (clouded yellow) is the source of this 1237-nucleotide messenger RNA. It is a transcript of the gene Ork, whose product is annotated as orcokinin peptides-like. Bases 164 to 712 code for a protein of 182 amino acids. The transcript has 7 exons. NCBI's taxonomy places the organism in Eukaryota, Metazoa, Arthropoda, Insecta, Lepidoptera, Pieridae. The record is from RefSeq and is a predicted model, not a curated record.
ACAGUGAACGUGAGGCAGCUUGUUGCAUUAACGAGGCGGAGGGCGGACCGCCCGCCCAAUCCGCCCAACGAUAUAAAAGCCGUCGAGAUCGCUUCCACGGCACAUCGCACCACAACACCGUCAACACAACUUCCCAACCAGCAUCAUCAUACCAGUAUACAAAAUGAUCCGCGCCAGUGGAGCAGUGGUCGUCGCCUUGGUCACACUAGUUAUCUGCUGCAAUGCUGACCCUCGACAGGAACAGGAGUUAUCCGAUCAUAAUUCUGCCGAGCGGUAUGAAAGUGGUAACAAACCCCGCAAUUUGGAAUCAAUAGGAGGAAAUAAUUUGGUGAGACAAGUCCGUGAGGCCCAUCGAAUGGCACAUUUGGGAAGACGUUAUGAUUAUCUUAGUCCAUAUGGCAACCGGGCACUGCUGAGUCCUUUUGAAUACGGGUAUUACGGAGAAGGAUUCCCCAAACGCAACUUUGAUGAAAUCGACCGGUCAAACCUCAACACGUUUGUGAAAAAACGCAACUUCGACGAAAUUGACCAAUCGUCCAUGCCCUUCCCGUUCAAACGAUUCUAUCACAUCAUCGGGCCCAACUAUCUUGACAACCCUGUAUCCAACUUGGAUAAGAAGCGCUACAGGCCCGACUACCCCAUGGACGAAAUCGAUCUCUCCCCAUUCCCCAUCGGCUCCAAGAGAUCCAGCGAAUCGCAUUCUCUACGAUAAAUAAAUAUAUUCCAGUUUCAACGUCCAUCGGCUUAAAUCCCCUUAAAAAUACUUCUUGAUGCUUUGGAUUCUCGUUACAAAUUUAACAAGAUCAAAUGUUGUCCCGCUACGAACUUGGUUGACGUGACUAUACUUCCUUAUUAUAUCAAAUUUCGGUAGAAUUUCCAGAUUAUCUUAACGAAAUAUAUUUCCCCGAAGCCAUGAUGACAUAAUUAUCAUAGUAUAUUUUCGUAAAAAAAUUCCGAUAUAGAACAAAAAUAUUAGUAAGAGAUGUUAUAUAUAGAGUCAUAUAGAACGUUUACUUUUUCUACAGGUUCAAUUGUAAUUCGAACACUAAUUUUAUGUAAUCUAUUUUAACAUAUAAAUGUUUAACAAUUACUUAGUUUUAAAAUGAAAUGUUUUAGAAUAUUAGUAUAAAGUAAUGUAUAUUUAUUUAUUUUAUAAGGAGAGAGUGUUUGUAAAAUGACCUUAGAUUUUUUAAUAUCGACUUCUAAGAGAUGAUAUUAUACUAUGUCUUUAAAUCGA